GCAACAAUAACAGCGACCCUUAACAGACGAAUUAAUCUCUUCCUGCUCGCAACUUGCAGUUCUGUGUGUGCGGCCAAGGCCUUAUUUUAAGCAAGAUGGACAAACGAAUGCAGUCAUCUUCGUUUGUCAUACUAUUAACACAGAAAAGGCUGCUAGAGCUUUAGCAGUUACCCUUAUUUUUAGGGGUUGAUUUGAAGAGAGAAAAAAAAAGAUAACAAAGACCAAAACGAAUUUUAGAAAUACUGAAAAACUGAAACAACCUUACCAUCAAAUAAGAUUGCUCAGAGAGUGUCAUUCAUGUACCUAUCACCAUGUUUGAAGGAAUAAUUGCAAAUUUUAUCAAUUCCUUCUUUGGGAAGUACAUUAAAGACUUGGAUUCCACAAAACUUAAUUUUGUGAUACAUCAAGGUAAUGUUGAAUUAACAGAUUUACAGUUAAAGGCAGAAGCCUUGUAUGAAUUUGGAUUACCUGUUGAAGUAAAAGGUGGAUGUGUGGGAAAAAUCAACUUGAGCAUUCCUUGGACCAAACUAUUCUCUUCUAGCUGGAUCGUUACAAUUGAGGAUCUCUAUGUUCUUGCUGGACCUGUUAUUGAUCGUCCUUAUGACCCAGUCAAAGAGAAAUUGCAUGAAAAUGCAGCCAAACGUAAAAUAUUGGAUGCAUUUGAAAAAUCCGCCAUGAAAAAUGUUGUUGGUGCUGUAGAAAAGGCUCCUGGAUUUUUGGAAAAAUUUACAACCUAUGUUGUUAACAACAUUCAAUUAUCCAUAUCCAGUGUUCAUUUUCGUUAUGAAGACACGGUCACCAAUGUGGAUCGUCCAUUUGCUUGUGGUUUUAUGCUUAAAAAUAUCUCUGCUCAAAGCACCGAUUCCCGUUGGCACCCAACAAUUCUUGACAGCUCUGAUACAUUAUUACACAAACUUGCCCAAUUACAAGACCUUUCAGUGUAUUGGAAUCCCUACUUGCCUGAAAAUCAUCUUGUUCGAUCACGACUAAACACAGACGAGUGGAGAAAUCUUCUCAAGUCAUCCAUUGAUACACACAAAAUAUUUGAGGAAGAUGCAGAGUUUAUUAUGAAACCCAUCUCUGCUCAUGCCAAAGUGAUACUGAAUAAAAAUGGAGGGUUCAAAGUUCCUAAGAUAUUUUCAGACCUAUCUCUGGAAGACAUUGAAGUUAGAUUUUCACGGCAACAGUUACUGAAUAUGAUUAAUUUAGUUGAUUCCUUCCAAAUGAUGGCUGUCAACAGAAAGUACCGCAAAUACCAUCCAAAUGUUCCAUUGAAGGUGAGCCCACAAGCAUGGUGGAUUUAUGCUUACAAUGCAAUUCUUGAAGAAAGAAUUCGACCUUUCUCCUGGGAAAGAAUUUUGAAACACAGGACAAAUUACAAAAAAUACAAGGACUUAUACAAGAAACAUAUUGAAUUUCCAAUUGACGUAUCUUUCAAGGAUAAAUUAUUGGAAGUAGAAGAAAGUUUGGACAUUUUCAACAUAUUCCUUGCAAGAGAACAUGCUAAGCUUGAGCUGAAGAAAACAGAAAAUGAAAAAGUCACAAAACCAGAAAAGAAAAAAGGCUGGCUUAGUUGGAUAUUUGGUUCCGAGGAGGAUUCUGAUUAUGAAAAUGAUAAAACCGACUGGUUUUCUAAACUUUCUAUUGAUGAGAAGGAACAGCUCUACAGAGGUAUCGGAUAUGACGAGAAUGCCAACAUAUAUGAUAUACCCCGUGAGUAUAUUGCCUACAAAGUCCAGAUCAACUUGAAGAGCUGCUGCUGUUCAUUGGUGAAAUACAGUAAGAGGGUUCUUCAGAUGUCAAUGACGCAGUUUCGUUCCUCCUUAGACUACAGACCAGGCAGUGAAUCUUGCAGAGUUUCCUGUAACACAGAGAGCUUCUCGAUAGAAGGUGUUUCUAUGGAGCAUGAGUUGAUUCCUAUUCUGACAUCAGAUGUUGGAGUCUAUGCCCCUUCAGUGAAUCAAAUAUUUACAUUAGAAUUUGAGACGAAACCUUUGUAUGUGGAGGCUGACUAUUCCCUAAAACUCAAUGUUCAGCCGGUGGAAAUGGUGUAUGAUGAGCAUUCUCUAUCAGAAUUGACCGCAUUUUUCCAAUUUCCUAAUCUAAGAGCCGAAAUGAAGAAUUCAGCAGUUGAAAGUCUCCAACAAGUUAUCUCUUACAGUCGCCUGAGUUUACAAUAUGCCAUUCAACAACACAAGACAAUACAUGUGUCUGUGAAUAUGAGAUCACCUUACAUGGUCAUACCAGAAUAUGGAUCAUUGCAGAAAGGUGGCUAUGUAUUGAUUGUUGACUUUGGUACAUUGACUCUGGAGAGUGAAUUACAGCCCAAAAAUGUUUCCCUCGAGAAUAACUUCGAGAAAUGGUGUCAGGAUGCAACAAUGUCUGAAAUAGAAUCCCGUCUGUAUGAUCAGUUUACGAUAAAGAUAAAUGAAGUUAAAAUACUUCUGGCUGAUUCAGGUGACGACUGGCACACCUUUCAGACUGAACCCGACUCACUCUACCACAUCUUGCCCAGCACCAAAAUGUUGAUGACUUUAUUUAACAGUGUCAAGCCAGAUUACAAGCAACUACCUCAACACAAACUUGUUACCACACUUCCCUCCAUCAAAGUGAACAUAUCUGAUGAGCGUCUGCUAACACUUGUGGCAUUUUGCAACCAUUUCCCUAUUCCUGGCAGUUCCAGUAUGAUUACAAUUGUUGAAGACUCUGUCGAUGGCAAUACAUUGAAUUGCCAUCCAGAACUGGACAAGAGACAAAUUCAGCCAGACACAGAAAUACCAUUACUAAAACUGGUACGAAACAGUGUAUUAGGUAGGGCUGUUGUUCACAAAUGCCCAGAAACAGUUCCUGAUGGAAUUUCUCCAGCUGAGGAACCUAACAGAGAAAAUAGUCCAGAAGAAUAUUUUGGUUCAGCUUCUGAGAAUUCAGACGAAGAAUUACCAUUACGUCACAAAACUUGUGACAUCAAAUCUGUCGAUGACCAUUCUUCAGCUUCAAACACCAUAAAAGUCCUGACAAGGAUCGUUCUUAACGAAGCUGUUUUACAAUUAUCAAAGAAGAUCGACAGACGAGAGUCUCCUUACCUGAUGUUCCGAAUCAACAAAUUAUAUGUAGAUAGUGCAAUAACAGUGUAUGGAAUGGUCGUCAAUGCCAGUCUUGGUGGCAUUGAACUAGUGGAUAAAAUUCAUAUUGGACCAUCUGGAGAAUAUCUUGAAUUGAUACGAAGUAAAUCCAAUGAUAACUUGGUAUCCAUCACUUAUAGAAUGACUGAUCCCAAAUGUCCUGAUUUUGGUGUCUAUGGCUAUGUAAUACAAGGGGUACAAUUAAAGAUGGACACCAUUUCAUUUUUUCUCCACCAAGUUGGUAUAACACAUCUAAACACAUACAUGACACGUUUGAUAAACAGCAUAAAUGAAAAGAAAAUGAAAACAAGCACAACAAGUAGCAUUUCCAACUCGGAUUCCUUGGAGGACUUCGGAAUUCUACAACCUCUGACGCGGAUGGUUUCUGUUACUACCACAGAUGAUGUUCCAGACAAUUUGGUAAAAUUCAGCUUUUGUGCAGCUAUCAAAGAUGUCAACUUCAAAGUCUGUGAUUCUGAAAACGACAUUGCUGACAUCCAUAUCCUUGAUCUUGAGUCUCAGGUCCUGAUGAAAUCAAACAAGACAUUAGUGUUUUGUGGUUUGAAAGACCUGAAUAUGAAAGACUGUUCACCUGGUGCUAUUUACCCAAAUAUCAUAAUGCUUGAAAAGUCAAACCUAUUUGAACUGGAGUUUAUAUACUACAAUAAGAUUCAUGGGAAGAAUAAAAAGAAUCCAGAUUACAAAAUCCGGUUACGUGUUGGUCAACUUCAAGUUGUGUGCCUCGCAAAAUUUUUCUGGGACCUCACUAGGUUUUUUGAACCAAUUGUUACUCCAACCCUUAUUGAUGAGACUGGUGCUGCUGUCUCAAGAACCGUCACUAAAAAUAUGAACCGUAUGAAGCUGCAUCAUGUACACACCAGUUUCAACUUUGAUGUGUAUGCUCCAAUAUUACUGAUUCCAAAACAUUCCAAAUCAACUGACCUACUGUACAUACGUCUUGGCUAUCUGAAACUGAGAAACUUUUUCGAAAUAACAAAAGAACCAGACCAAGAAUGGAACCAUAUCUUCCUCACACUCAGUUCCAUCAAAAUUAGCAGAGCUGAGUUAUCAUUAGCUGAUGAUGUCUACAACAUAGUGCAGGACAUCUUAGACCCCGUAAACCUGAAAGCUGAUAUAAAAAAUGCCCUUUAUCCACUGUCAGCAAAAGUCCACUAUGAUAUCUCAGGACAACUGGACUUAGUGAAGAUUCACCUGAUCCAAAAAGACAUCCAAUCAAUCCUGGGUAUUUAUCAUGAAAACCUCAUGGAAGGAGCCCCAUCACUGUCUCCUGUUGCCGGUUACCAUUUUCCACCCAAAGAAUCAUCCCAGAUGGCAUCAAGUACAUUAAGUACUGGCUCUCAGGAAUCCUUAAAGAAUAUGCCAAAAUCAGCCAUCAAUUUGAACUUUACCAUGGAUGGUAUUGUUGUUUGUUUAGUAGAACAGAAGUCCACAGAGUUGGGUUUCCAGAAACAAGGAUUGAGUCGGUUCCAGAUGGGACGUGUAACUAUCAAAAGAAAUCAGCUGAUUGAUGGAUCCGCUGAAGGUUCAUUACAAGUGAAAUGGUUGAUGAUUGAUGACAUCAGUCCAGACAGCAAAGCCAUUGUUAAAAGAGUACUGAAAAUUGUGAAGAAUAAAAGUAAUUCUGAAAUGCAAGACACUCCUGUAUUUAAGAUUAACUACAAGAACUCUGGAGAUGGCUGCCAGAAAGUGGACCUGUCACUGCGGAAACUACGUUUCCACAUUUGUCCGACGUAUUUGAACUCUCUUAUACGCUUUCUCAGUGGUUCCAUUGAAACAAGUUAUACAUCAACUGUGGAUGGCAUGAACACUUCAAGCUUAGCAACUGCACAAGACUCAAAACCUUCUUUCUUGUUACCCACGGAUGCAUCUAACCUUACUGUGAGCUGCAAAAUUGCAGAUCCAGAAAUUGUAUUCUUUUCAAAUCCAGAAAAACGGACUUGUCCUAUUCUUGUUUUAAAGGCUGGUAUGAGGAUUGAUUAUUUCUAUUUUAACUUACGUGAAGAAAUUCAAGUGGAUAUACAGAAAAUGCAGUUAAUAUCUUGCUAUUAUGGUCAAUUUGAUGAUAGUUCUAACAAGAUAAUUUACCCAAGUGACAUAACAUUUGGCAGAGUGAAUGAUUACCAGGAGAAACUGACAGAAGUAAAUGUCCAAAUUGAUAAGAUUUAUUUACACUUAUCUGCUUCAGUGAUUAAUUUAGUGCAAAGUGUAUUGGAAAGUUACCCGUCCUGGAGAACCAAAACUAAGAAAGAAAACUUCACCCCACCCGUAACUCAUCAGCCGUUAACUAAUCUCUGGGAUGUACAGAAAGUUUCUUCAGAAAAAUGGCUGGAAUUCACUGCUAUUAGAGGGGAUACAGGCUGCAGUGAAAAGAAAAUUGUUUCAAAUGGUUUUACGGAAAAAUUCAAUAUUGCCAUUAAUGAACUUGAUCUUGUAUUUGAAGUUGAAAACCAGGAUAAUGAAAUCCCUAUUUUGUACCUGAAAUCUUCAUUAGAUGCUAAGAUGAAAAACCUUUCAAGCCAGUUACAAUUACAGUCUGAAAUCAACCUCGAGCUUGCUUACUUCAAUGAAAAGCUAAGUGUUUGGGAGCCGUUGGUUGAACCAGUAAUGGAGAAAGAAAAUAUGUACCGACCAUGGGAAUUACAAAUCAAGAUGGUGCAAGCUGCCAGCCAACCAAUCACCACCAGCUAUGAAGAGACUAGGAUGGAUAUUGCUGAUGGCUUUGAUGAAGAUCUGCAUAAUAACCUACAAAAAAGCCGUGUCAAGUCCAGUAGUUCAGAAUCAGAGACUGAUUCCAAUACAGAAAUGACAGUUAUCAGACGGAAACCAUCAAAGAAAAAGAGGCUUACUAGUGAAAGAAGUUUUGAUACAGUGAGUCAUCAGAGCAGUAUCCAGGGUGAAUCCGACUCAGAGCCUGAGACUUUUAUCCAUAAUAUAACAAAUAAACUAGGUAACAUUUUCUCUAGUGAUAGUAGCGAGGCUGAUGUCAGCGAAACAGAUGAUAACGAUGAAGCAUUUGACCCUUCUCUCAACGAUCCAGUAUUCAUGACCUCCAAAGGACUUAUACAUGCUGGCAUGAGCGGUUCCUUAUCGGAUGAAGUUGAUGGGCAGCUCCAUGAAGACAAUGAGACAAGUGUAUGUAACUACAUCAUCAUAAACUCCAAGGAUGUUUUCCAACUGAAUGUAACACCAGCUGCCAUUAGUGUAAUUAGUGAUGUCUAUGAGGCCUUGAUGUCCCCCACAGCUUCAGAUAUUACACUGGUGAGGGAACUCCCUGCUUUACAAGUCAUCAAUGAACUUGGUUGUCAUGCUGUUGUGACACUGCAUCAUUCUGUCAAGAAUCCUGAAGAAAAAGUCCAAGGCUGUUCAGUGAUUCAGAAAAAGAAUGCUAAUGGUACAGAAGAAAAAAAAGUGAUCACUUCUCCAGAUUGGACAACCUCUCCAGAUGAUGAUGAAAUCGAUGGUUUAAGUUUCCUGCCCAAGGCAUUGUCAAACAUUGGUAAUAUGGUAAAGCUGUUCCCAAUACAACCAUUCCCUGAUACUUUUGAUUAUGCAACAACUGAGAAUCUUGACAAGAAUCAGAUGACAUUGCAAUUUGAUGGCUUUGACCCAAUGACACUCUCUUAUGCCAGAGCAUGUCACAAACUAAUACCCAUGCAACCAGUUAAGAACAACACAAAAUACUGCUUUGUCUGGGAUGUAGACAUAUCUCAUGGAAGGAAGCUCGUUAAAGUCAGCUCUCCUCUCAAGAUCCAAAACAAUUUAACCAUGGCCUUAGAUGUCUUCUGUAAAUCUCAGGCUCUGAAAGCCAUCCCAGAACUGGCCAUAAAAGCUGAAAUGGAUGAUGAUAAAGGCUUCGUGAAGCUGACCACUGUUGCUUGUGGAGAGAGUUUCCAAAUACCUUUGCUCAUUGCCUACCACUGUGAACUCUUUGUUUCACCUGUUGAUUUAUUCUUCCCAAAGACUGAAAAUGGCAUUUGGUGGAAAGACCUUAUACAAAUGAAGGACCGCAGUAAACACUAUUCUUGUGUACCAACUGGACUUGCCCGACCUUUCACUAUAAAAGUAACCUGCAAGGACCAGGAAACCCUGUAUCCAUCCCAGACACUACCCAAAAGUAUCCCCUACUAUAUCCUCCACAUGAAUCCACCAGUUGUUUUACAUAAUUUGUUACCAUAUGAUGUGCAGUUUUCUCUGGAGGGUACCAACUCCUACAGUAGUUUAACCCAUGGUGAGAUGACACCUCUGUACACUGUGGAUGUUACCAAAAUGCAGAAAUUGUCCUUGCAGAUAACUGAUUACCUGUCUUGUGACUGGAGUGGGAACCUAGACAUUGGCAAUGAUAUGGAAGAGUUCAAAGCUAUUUCUAUGGAAACAGAGACUGAUAUGGAAUCAAGUGAGAAAUAUCUGAGCAUCAGUAUCCAUUCUGUUCAGUCUUUGACUCAUGAUCUUCGCAUCUAUUCCCCUUAUUGGAUCAUGAAUAAAACAGAUUUUCCUGUUUUGCUGCGGGGCACUGGUUCAGAUGCUGUUUUUGAGUGCAGUCCAUUAGGUGUUCCAGUAUUAUUCAGAUACAAAAAACACAGGAGAAAAAAGGCCAAAUUACAAGUUUAUGAUUCUAAAUGGUCACAGUCUUUCUCCAUGGAUACAGUCAACAGUGCUGGUGUCAUUAUUUGCAAUGAUAAAGAGAGAAAUCGCAAAUACCAGUUUAUGAUGCAAGUCCAGUUGUCAAAAAUGAAAUUAACCAAAAUUGUGACAAUCAUGCCCUACUUUUUAAUCAUGAACAAUUCACAUUCAAGACUUCGAUUUAUGGAAGACAAUGAAGUCGCAGAUCUUUGGUUUGAUUUACCUCCCAAGGAAUGUGUACCAUAUUGGCCCAUAACAGAUUCCUACAGGAUUUUUGUGAAAUACGACCAUGGCAAAGCAAUUUCUCCACACAUUCCUAUCAAGACCAUACACAGCACAGUAUUACGUAUGGAAAAUGGGACUGGUCUUUGUGUUGAAGUUAGUGGAGGCACCCAAACUCCCAUCUGUAUUUCCUUCUCAGAUUAUUUCCUUGGUGGAGCACCUGUCCGCAUAGAAAACUUGUGUGAUGACAUUUUCAUCAAAAUUCACCAGAAGAAUCAGAGUCAGGUGACUUUGUUGUCACCCAAUCAGGCCAUCUUAUAUACGUGGGAUGAUCCUGCUGCAGAGAGAACAUUAAUGUGGAAUGUGUAUGGAGGUAAAAGACCAAGUUUUCCUGCUGCCAUUUCAAAGGAUGGUUAUGGAAAUGUCCACCUGAGAGUACAGUCCCUCUCUAUGAGAGUUGAUUCUGUGGAUGGUUAUGAAUUACCAGAGAGUAGCACUGAAGAUGACAGUGAUGAACCUGAUGCCAUGACCACCUCAUUCACGGAUUCCUUCUAUGGGAAAACACGAAGUGACAAAGUCGUCAUAUACUGGAUGUCAUUCUUAGAUGGCCAUCAACGUGUGCUGCUCUUUACUCGAGACGAACGAGUGGCACAAGCAGUGAGACAAGUUAGUUAA
Messenger RNA from Octopus sinensis (East Asian common octopus), 8660 nucleotides. Its product is annotated as vacuolar protein sorting-associated protein 13A. Lineage: Eukaryota; Metazoa; Mollusca; Cephalopoda; Octopoda; Octopodidae. The coding region runs from base 312 to 8660 and encodes 2782 amino acids. The transcript has 70 exons. The record is from RefSeq and is a predicted model, not a curated record. Gene Ontology annotation, biological process: protein targeting to vacuole; protein retention in Golgi apparatus. Gene Ontology annotation, cellular component: extrinsic component of membrane.